Molecule: messenger RNA, 354 nt
Organism: Podospora pseudocomata
Lineage: Eukaryota; Fungi; Ascomycota; Sordariomycetes; Sordariales; Podosporaceae
Exons: 2
Coding region: 1-354 (117 amino acids)
Source: RefSeq, a predicted model, not a curated record
AUGCAGCUCACCAAGAACAUCCUCGCCCUCGCCGCCCUCCUCCCGCUCACCCUCGCCGCUCCCGCCCCCGAGGGUCAGCUCGAGGCCAAGUUCGAGUCCGGCGUCAGCAUCCUCGGCACCGCCGUCGUGACGACCUACUCCGGUGAUGCCUGCAACGGCAACAACGAGCAGACUGCCGUCACCAACGGCGGGUACCGCUGCUUUGCCGUUUCCAACAAGCGGUCUAUUGGUUACAGUGGCUCCGGCUGCACCGUCACCACCUGGAGCGGCAACAACUGCCGCGGCUCCAGCUUUGUUGCUAGGAGCUCGGGCUGCUACAGUGUUUUGUAUGCGUCUGUUUCUAUCCAGUGCUAG